Musa acuminata subsp. malaccensis (wild Malaysian banana) is the source of this 955-nucleotide messenger RNA. RefSeq names its product protein cornichon homolog 1. Gene Ontology annotation, biological process: vesicle-mediated transport. The record is from RefSeq and is a predicted model, not a curated record. Lineage: Eukaryota; Viridiplantae; Streptophyta; Magnoliopsida; Zingiberales; Musaceae.
AUUUUAAGGGUUUUUCUUAGUAAAUUGCCCUUUAAUUUGUCGACAUGCCCUAAAAAGAACGCCUACCGAUUGAUAGCUUACCCGAGUCUUUUAUCUGCGCGGUGAUGCGAGGCAACGAUGAUGGUCUCGGCUCUCUCGGGAGUGUUAUAAUACGCUGAUUUCGCUGCCGUUUUGACCAACCCACCCUCGUCGGAAUCGAAGCGAGUGGCCGAUUUGCUGCCGCCACCGCCUCGGUCUCCGGUGAAUACAUCGACGGCGGAGGGGCGAGCGCGGUGAUGGUGUUCGUUUGGCUCACCGCCUUCUUCCUCGUCGUGGUCCUCAUCGCCCUCGUCAUCUAUCAGCUCAUGUGCCUUGCAGACCUAGAGUUUGAUUAUAUCAAUCCAUAUGAUUCAGCUUCACGGAUAAAUAAAGUGAUAUAUCCAGAGUUUGCCUUACAAGGAGCCUUGUGCUUACUCUUUCUCUUAUCUGGAAAUUGGUUGAUGUUCUUGCUUUGUGUUCCAAAUCUUUACUACAAUGUGAGACUGUAUCAGCGACGGCAACAUCUGAUAGAUGUAACUGAGAUAUUUAAUCAGCUCAAUAGAGAAAAGAAACGGCGCCUUUUCAAGCUCGUCACUCUUGUUAUCCUUCUGUUCUUGACUUUGUUUUGGAUGAUCUGGAGCAUAUUGGAGGAUGAUGAAUAAUCGGGUGCUUACGUGAUGAUUAUUUCAUCUGCAAGGGUGGUCGACUGUUAGGUAUCAUAUCGGCCAUUCAUGCAUAUACCAUGUGUCAGCAUAAGGGAAGAUUUUUUUUUUGGUUGUUGCUUUUGUAGUAGCCUUGAUAAGCUAGCUUCUUUAUCUCUUGUUCUAUAUGAAAUUUGCUGGUGUUAAAUAACUUUUGAAACCAGAAACAAGGACAAGCUUUCAAUUGGUUUGUAAGCUCUUCUUUAGCAACUCUGAUUUUAUUUUCUUCAUGGGAA